Molecule: messenger RNA, 2891 nt
Organism: Python bivittatus (Burmese python)
Lineage: Eukaryota; Metazoa; Chordata; Lepidosauria; Squamata; Pythonidae
Gene: DND1
Product: DND microRNA-mediated repression inhibitor 1
Molecular function (GO): RNA binding
Source: RefSeq, a predicted model, not a curated record
GGUGAAGAUGGCUACAAAAAGGGCAGGAAAGAGCCCUUCACCGUGCGCGCGCCCUAAUCAGUUCUCGCGCGUAAAUGAUCCCGCGAAGCACUAAAGAUUGACCCACCCAGCCGCGAGGCGAGGCUUUUAUUCUGACCAAUCAGAAGACGCCCUCGUUCUGGUCACAUAUAAAAGGUGCCGCCACACCUCCCGAGCGAAAGGUGGGAUUGUGGCGGUGCUGUUCACGUGGGACGGUGGCUAAUGGCUGGCGCUCUGCAGACCCAGGUACCAUCUCAGAUGUGGAGUGAAAAAAUAAACCGGGCUAAUAAAGCUGCCCUUCUGACUUGGGUGAGAGAGACUGGAAUCCAGUUAGUGCAGAUCAACGGACAGAGAAAAUACGGUGGUCCUCCACCAGGUUGGGCUGGCUGUGCCCCACCAUCCGGUUCAGAGGUUUUUAUAGGGAAGAUCCCACAGGAUAUCUAUGAGGAUAAACUUAUUCCUCUCUUCCAAAGCAUUGGGAGGCUUUAUGAAUUUCGUCUCAUGAUGACGUUUAGUGGGCUUAACCGUGGCUUUGCCUAUGCUAAAUACAUGAACCGCCGACAUGUCCAGGAGGCCAUUGCUUUGUUCAACAACUUUGAAAUCCAGUCUGGCUCCCCCAUUCUGGUUUGUAGAAGCACCGACAAGUGUGAGCUUUACAUUGAUGGUCUGGCACCCUUGCUGAAAGAGUGCCAUCUUCUGCCAAUGCUGCAGGAACUCACCCCAGGACUCCUAAACAUCUCCUUACAUCCCAGCCCUUUCAGGAAGCAGAGGCAGCUGGCAGAGGCGAAAUACAUUUCCCAUCAGGCUGCUGCAGUAGCCAAGAAAAACCUUGUGGAAGGUAGCUUGUGUCUCUGUGGAGAUCAAAUUGAAGUGGAUUGGCUGAAACCUAUUAUAAAACAGGAGCUUCAUAAUGUCUCAGUGCCAGGUGAUCCAGGGAUCCUCCCAUCCAGCUGUAAUUAUAGAGGUGUCCUUUGUCAAGUGUCUUCUGGGCCUGUGGACUGCCAUAUGUUACCAGCAAAGGGCAGCGUAUUGGACUACUUAAAACUGCAGUGUGAGCAGCAUCAGCUGGGCCCCCCUGUAUUCUUUACAAAAUGUGUGCAGAGGAAUCCUGAAGGGCACCUGCAGUUCUGGUAUCAGGUGGCUAUACCAAAAUAUCCAUCUCCCUUCAGUGGGUUCAUUUGGAUCAAGCCUGACCCCUCUGGCUUGGAAGACCAUGAAAAGGCCAAGAAUGCCGUGGCCCUGCGGCUGCUUGAAGUCCUAGGGUGCCCGGUGGUGUAACCAGAGAAUCAUUCUUCGAAGUAACGAAGCUUGCGUGUCCUGCUCCUGUUCUUGCUCUUUGAGCUGACUUCACUGAGCCAAUUCAUGUAGAAGAUGGGUGCUGGAUCUCUCUUGUUUUGUUUCUGUGGAUUUUUUGAGAAUCUUUUCUGUUCUGGUUAUGUUUUAAUGUUGGAUAGGUAGAUUAGAAUUUUAGAUGCACUAAAUUAUUUAGUAGAGUUAUUUUGGGAGUAGCCUGUGCAGUUUUGGAAAGAAGAUACAAGCUGUUGGUUACUGGACCACACAAUGUGGGUCUGUUGUCUGUAUACAAUUUAACAUCCAGCUGUGACCUUCAGUUUCCUUCAAGAUUGUGGGCUAUUUUCUUAUGUUCAAGUAUUGUCCUUUGUAUUUUACUAUUUGAGUAUGUUUUUGUUUCUGACAAAACAAAAAUUUGAAUUUACAAACAAAAAUUUGAAUUUAUGUUGCAGCCAGAAGCCUUAUGAAAAGGGCAUCUUGGAGACACCAUAGCACCAAGUGUUAGAAGUUCUUGCUGGGUAGAAAAAAACCCUCCUUUUUCUAUGAAAGGAAGAAUGUCUCUGUAGUACUUAAUCUUUCCAAUGUUGGAAGCCAUAUUACACUGUACAGGGAGGCAUUGUUCUUGAAUACUUUGAUACUUGGAAAUGCAACACUGAAAGCAGGUGCUGCAUUAACAGAGGAAGUUUAUUCCCCAUGAAAAAUAGCAAAGGAGUGGCUGAGGAUUUCAGGAAAAAGAUGUAUGUCCUUUACUACUCUGUAUGCUUCAAUGCUGAAUUUGGUAUGUAGGGCAUAUCCAUAUUAAAGAAGUUUUUAAAUAAAUAAUGCUGUAUAGUACCUUUCUGAAAUAUUAAGAACUUGCUUUAUGGACUACAACUAAUACAGGUUUCAUGGUGAAAUUUUAUGCUUGGAUAUCAUUCUGUGUUGCUUGCUUUCUACACAAUUACUGUCUUCCAGCUACAGCUGGACAGUAUCUAUGGAAAACUUUUUAAAAAGUUUACUGUCAUUGGCUGUAUUAAAGAGUAGGCAUCACUUUCCUGUGGCUUAAUAGUUCUAUGCAUGAGAACUAGGAUAAUUUACUCAACACUGCUUUGACACAGCAUUCCCACAUAGUUUCAAAUUAUUUAUAGUACUUUUAUGCCACCCAAUUCAAUUAUGAUAUGGUUUAUAUAAGAUACAUAAAAAGAUCAAAAUACAGAUAAUACAAAACAAUGGAGGUUGCUCAUACAGUUAACCAUCCUGAUAAAUGCUGAAUAUUUGCACAAACAUGUUUUUCCCAAUUUGCAGGAAACUAGAAGCAAAGGUGUUAGCAACACUCUGGGGCAACAUUCUAUAGGACUGCUGCUAUAGAGGUCUGCUUUCAGGCCCCCAUGCUCUGAAUCUCAUAGGGGUGGGAGACUCUGCAUCCCUGUCACUAAGUGAAAUAUUGACUUAUGAUUUUACUUCUAUCUUCUCUAUUAACUCUGCUUGUUACAAGCCAGUUGCAAAGAGUGCCCAAAUGGCGAUCGUGCGACUAUGGGACACUGUGACAGUUGUAAAUGCAUGCCAGUUGCGAAGUGCCCAAAUGGGAAUUACAUGACCAUGGG